AUGAAUAUGAACGUGGGCACCAAUUCUGGGAUUGGGUUCGGUAACCUUAUGGUUAAGCAUGAGCAAGAAUUGUUACAGAAGCAGCAAUUGUAUCAGUCGAACCAAUAUAAUACGCUCAAUCAACCGCUACUUCCACAACAAUCACAACAAUCUCAACCACUACAGUCAUACUCUGGCAGAUAUCAGCAACAAUUAAACCAAGGAUCGAAUUCGACACCCUUGGUCAUACACCCUGUUUACUACUCGAAUUUGGGUCAGCAAAGUCAAACAAACUUGCAAUCUCAACAACAACAACAACAACAACAGCCACAGGCACAAACACAGCAACGAUCUCAGCAUCCAUUUGCUAGUAAUAAUUCAGGAUACUUCAGCUCUAAUUAUUCAACAACCUCGGCUAAUCCCAACGUCAGGGAUGCUUCUAAUGUUAGACUCAGCCAGAGCUUUGCCAAAUCGGAACACGGCAACGUUCACCAAAACGGGCUAUCCAGAACCUUGGAAUCCAUUCCUGCUUCGAACAACGAUGUGCUAAACCAAUCAUCAAUCUUUGGGUCAACCCCAUCGUCGACCAACCUCAGCUCCAGUCAACAAAACUCUUAUGCUUUGCCCCAAAUAAACCCAUCAAGCGGUGUAUUUCCAUCCUUCAACAACCCAACAGGUGCGUCAAUGUAUCAGUACAAUAACAGUAGCUUGCCACCUUCAUAUCAAAACUCGUCCUCUGUGAGCAGUACUGAGAGUAAUAGGGCAACACAUGCAAACGUGAAUGGAAAUAGUAAUUCUGAUGCUCAACAAUACCAGCAGUUGCAGAAUUUCCAGCAAUUGCAACAAACAAAGUUGCAACGGCAAUCUAUAGCAGUGCCUCCAACUCAUGGCCAGCAAAGUGGCCACAACAACUUCCAGAAAAACGUUGCUGCUCCAUUGCAACCAUUGAACAUACAACCCACUUCCAAGUCGGAUAUUGAUAACAAACAUUUCCGUCAGAAUUCAACCCAAGACACACAUCAUGUUUACCAAUGUCACCUGUGUGAGAAACAAUUCAGGAGGAAAUCAUGGCUCAAGAGACAUCUGUUGUCGCACUCCAACGUCAAGAAAUUCCACUGCCCAUGGUGCUCGUCCACUCAUAAGCGUAAGGACAACUUAUUGCAACAUUUAAAGCUAAAACACACACAAUAUCUUUUGCAUGAGUUUACACUUUACGGCAUUCUGAUGAACGUCAACAACGGAUCCGGCAAUACUGCCAAUUUAGUAACAACCAACACUGGGGAUAAAGUGUGGUUAAUCAAUAACGAACCUUCAAUAACGAUACGUGACAUGCUGGAAUCCAAUAUCCUACCCAAAGAUCAGGCUAAAAGAUGUUUGAAUUACAUAGUGGAUCACAAGUGUAAGUGA
Molecule: messenger RNA, 1386 nt
Organism: Kluyveromyces marxianus DMKU3-1042
Lineage: Eukaryota; Fungi; Ascomycota; Saccharomycetes; Saccharomycetales; Saccharomycetaceae
Gene: MOT3
Product: Mot3p
Exons: 1
Coding region: 1-1386 (461 amino acids)
Biological process (GO): regulation of gene expression
Cellular component (GO): nucleus
Source: RefSeq, a predicted model, not a curated record